AUGCUGUCUAUUCCACGAACCGUCCGAUCUCCAGCCGUCCGAACGCUACAUCACGCGCGCACCGCGGCGACGCAGGCAGCUUCCAAACGCGCCGGCGAUAUCUCAGACGCAUUUGCCUCGCUUUCUGGUCAACAAUUUGUACCUCUUGCACCGGAAUAUGCGGCUCUCAAAGCUCGCUUGAUCAAGGGCAAUGAAGAGGCCAUAAGACAGUCAUGGGAGCGGCUGCUCAGGGAUCUGCGCGAGGAGAUACCGCUCAUCGUGGACAAGGGCUCAAGGAUUAUUCCUGAGAUCAGCUUCAAGGAUAUCGACAAUGCGCCCGAGGACUUCAGCAAGGAGCUACGGAAGAGGGGAGUUGCUGUUGUGCGGGGUGUGGUGAGCGAGCAGGAGGCACUUGGCUGGAAGGAGAGCUUGAGAGAGUACAUCAAGACGAAUCCACAGACGAAAGCGUUCCCGUCCGAAAACCCGCAAGUCUUCGAACUUUACUGGUCGCGCGCCCAGCUCCUCGCCCGUGGGCACCCGAACAUGCUCAAGACGCAGAGCUUCCUCAUGUCGUACUGGCACGCCAAAAACUCUCAUACGCCCAUCUCCACGCGCCACCCCAUAUCCUACGCCGAUCGACUGCGCAUGCGUCUCCCCGGCGACUCGCGCUUCGCACUCGGCCCACAUGUUGACGGAGGAAGCGUAGAGCGCUGGGACGAGAAUGGAUACGGGCGAGGCAAAGUCUACGACAGCGUCUGGAAAGGCCAGUGGGAAGACUUCGAUCCUUGGGAGUCAAGCUGCAGACUGAACGUCGUGUCCGACCUGCACCAGGGCGUCGGCGCCUGCUCCGCCUUUCGCAUGUUCCAAGGAUGGCUCUCGCUCUCCACCACCGGCCCCGGCGAAGGCACACUCCUCGUCAACCCGCUCCUCGCGAAAGCCACCGCAUAUUAUCUCCUCCGCCCGUUCUUUAGCCCUGUCCGCGGCGUCGAGCCCGGCGCGCAGACGGCCGACGAAGCUACCACGUCCGCCGCGGCCUUCCUCGCGAGCGAUAACUGGAAAAUGGAUGAGAAGAGCAGUUCCUGGAUUCAGGGCGCGACGCCUGGCCAUGGCCAGGAGUUGUCGCAUCUCUUGCAUCCGCAUCUCAACUUGAAGCAGAGCAUGAUUCAUGUACCUACUGUAAGGCCGGGCGACUACGUCGCUUGGCACUGCGAUACGAUUCACGCCGUCGACAAGACACACAUUGGCACCUCGGACUCCUCUGUCUUGUACAUCCCCGCGUGCCCCCUUACUGAGGAUAACGCAAAAUAUCUUGUGCGACAGCGCACCAACUUCAUCGCCGGGACCCCUAGCCCUGACUUCGGGGGUGGCGUUGGGGAAAGCGAACAUGUUGGCAGGGUGAGGGUGGAGGAUGUGGAAAGUCUAGUGGGUGUGGAAGGGUGUAGGAGCAUGGGAUUAACUGAAUGGGAUAGUGGGGAGUAUGGGCUGGGGACGGGCGAGAGGGUUAUGCUGGAUCGGGCAAAUAAGGUGGCGGGGUUUUAUGAUCCAGAGGUUGAGAUCACGAGAGGUUAA
Molecule: messenger RNA, 1548 nt
Organism: Didymosphaeria variabile
Lineage: Eukaryota; Fungi; Ascomycota; Dothideomycetes; Pleosporales; Didymosphaeriaceae
Exons: 2
Coding region: 1-1548 (515 amino acids)
Source: RefSeq, a predicted model, not a curated record